UGCGUUUGUCAAUCAGUGGUCGCAUCCUGUCCAGGCGCAUAUUAUCGCUGUCUCGAACGUCGCUCGUUGUCGCGCUCUAGAGUCGCUGAUUAAUCGGCAAGAAAGUUGCUGUGGAGUCGGAAAAUCUGUUAGGAAAACAUCAUGUCGACGAAUAAAGAGGUCGCAGAUGAAACUGUAAACAAGAUGGGAUGCUGCUCCAGCAAUGUUAUACAACCAGAGAGCAUUGGGGGCAAAAAUGGCGUCCCACGAGAUUCAAGCCUUGGGAACAAAGAAGUUGAAAUCAUUCAAAACAACUGGCAGGUUGUGGAGCAAGACCUUCAAGGGAAUGGUCUGCUGCUAUUUAGAAGGCUGUUCAAAGAACACCCUGAUGUCAGAACCAAGUUUUAUUUUGCUGUUGAAAACAAUUUGGAACUCGAUGCAAUCAUGGAAGAUGACAGGCUGGCGAGACAUGCGAAGGGUGUAAUGGAUACAAUCAGCUUUGCUGUUAGCUCCUUGCACGACCUCCCCUCCCUUGUCCCCAUAUUGAAGCACCUUGGGGCAGCCCAUGCAAAAUUUCAAUUGCAAGAAGAGCAUUUCCAGGCGGUCGGUGGAGCGCUGAUCUGGACACUGGAAAACGCAAUUGGUGGAGCCUUUGACGAAUCUUCAAAAAAUGCUUGGCUCACUCUUUUUGGUGUUGUUGCCGAAAACAUGAAAAAAGGUGCAGCAGAGAUUUAGAAGAAGUCUUGAGACAUCCCAUACGACCCUGGCAAUUCCGUUAUGUAUCACUCUUAUACCUUCGGAAAAAAGAUACAUUUGGGUUUUUUACUGUUGAAUAGCAAGUGAUUUUGUAUUUAUCUAGUUUUUCAUUAGAUUGCAUAUAUUUAC
Molecule: messenger RNA, 864 nt
Organism: Rhopilema esculentum
Lineage: Eukaryota; Metazoa; Cnidaria; Scyphozoa; Rhizostomeae; Rhizostomatidae
Product: neuroglobin
Molecular function (GO): heme binding; oxygen binding
Source: RefSeq, a predicted model, not a curated record